AUGCGAUCCAGCGUACGCUCAAGACACGAUGUGGAAAAUAACUUUGAUUCCGAAAUACGUGAGUUACUCCGAUUGUUUGACACAAACAACGACCGGUCCAUAUCAGUCCAGGAGCUGGGCAAGGCGAUGAGGUUUUUGGGGAUGUCACCUACAGAACAAGAGAUAAUUGAUGCCAUGAGUGCCUUGGAUACAAACGAAAAUGGCAGGAUCGAGUUUCAAGAAUUAUACAAAUUUAUGCAAGCAGACAUGACCAAACUGAAUGAAGCAGAUUUCACCAACAAUCAAGACACAGUACGCUCAGCAUUCCGGACGUUUGAUAAGGAUGGAAAUGGAUACAUAGACGAGAAGGAAUUAAGAAUUGCAAUGAAGAAGUUAGGCGAAGCAUUGACAGACAAGGAGCUGGACGAUAUGAUGAAACAAGCUGAUGUCGAUGAGGAUGGCGAAAUCAGUCAUUGA
Molecule: messenger RNA, 456 nt
Organism: Mya arenaria
Lineage: Eukaryota; Metazoa; Mollusca; Bivalvia; Myida; Myidae
Product: neo-calmodulin-like
Exons: 6
Coding region: 1-456 (151 amino acids)
Molecular function (GO): calcium ion binding
Source: RefSeq, a predicted model, not a curated record